ACUGAAAAACUACCCUCGAAAUCACACGCUAUUCAUCAAUCAGAAAAGAUCCGAAUCUUCCCUCCUGGACAUUCCCAAACCAAUGCCCAUCUGAUCUGACGCCCAAAGACUCCCACCUCGCCGUGAAAAUUACACGCAUAAAAAACUGUUGGGCGACCCCAAGAUCGAACCUUUAUUACAUUCAACCCCGUUUCGCCCAAGUAAACGCCACGCCCCCAAGAAAGUCUCAACCUCAAUUCUCCCGAAGGCCAUCUUUCAGGCCAUACUGGUUGGUGGGUACGUCCCAAAUUGUUCGAAUUUGCCCCUGGAUCGGUUAAAGUUUCGCGCUUUUGGGGUUGGGUUUGGGUGGACAUGGUGAUGUCCGUGGCGUCUCCGAGGAAGGGGACGGCGGCCAGAGAGAGGGCGUUUCAGAGGAAGGCCCGCGAUUUCUUCAAGAGCGGCGACAAGGGCGGCGGCGGCAACUCCCGCCGCAAGAGGUCGUCGCCCGAGUUCGGGGACGAUGACUUCGAGGAAGACGAGGAUUGCAUGGAGCUCGUGCAGAUUGGCGCCGAGCGGACGAAGAACGUCUUGAUCCUGAUGAGCGACACGGGUGGCGGCCACCGCGCGUCGGCGGAGGCUAUUCGCGACGCCUUUCGGUUGGAGUUCGGGGAUGAGUACAGGAUAUUUGUUAAGGACGUAUGGAAAGAAUAUACGGGCUGGCCUUUGAACAACAUGGAGAAAUCAUACAAGUUCUUGGUGAAGCAUGUACAGCUGUGGAAUGUUGCUUUUCACAGCACAUCUCCGCGUUGGAUUCACUCCCUAUACCUCGCUGCAGUCGCAGCUUACUACGCCAAGGAGGUGGAGGCUGGUCUGAUGGAAUACAAGCCAGACAUCAUUAUUAGUGUUCAUCCUCUGAUGCAGCAUGUUCCUCUCUGGGUUCUCAAGUGGCAAAACCUUCAGAAGAAAGUUGUUUUCGUGACUGUAAUCACGGAUCUUAACACAUGUCAUCCUACAUGGUUUCAUCCUGGAGUAAAUAGAUGCUACUGUCCUUCACAAGAGGUAGCCAAAAGGGCUUUGCUAGAUGGCCUUACGGAGUCCCAAACGCGCGUUUUUGGCCUCCCUAUUCGGCCAUCCUUUGCACGUGCAGUUCUUUCAAAGGAUGAGCUUAGAAAGGAAUUUGGAAUGGAUCCAAAUUUGCCUGCAGUUCUAUUAAUGGGAGGGGGUGAAGGGAUGGGCCCAGUUAAGAAAACUGCAAAGGCAUUAGGAGAGUCAUUGUUUGAUCAAGAACUUGGGAAUCCAAUAGGGCAAUUGAUCAUAGUAUGUGGCCGUAACAAAGCACUCGCAUCGACAUUAGAAUCUGAAGAGUGGAAGAUCCCUGUUAAGGUAAGAGGAUUUGAGACCCAGAUGGAGAAAUGGAUGGGAGCUUGCGACUGCAUAAUAACAAAAGCCGGACCUGGCACGAUCUCAGAAGCAUUGAUCAGAGGCCUUCCAAUUAUCCUCAAUGACUACAUUCCCGGACAGGAAAAGGGCAAUGUUCCCUAUGUAGUGGACAAUGGAGCCGGUGUCUUCACCCGGAGUCCCAAAGAAACGGCCAGAAUCGUGGCUGAAUGGUUCACCACCAAAACGGAAGAACGCAAGAAAAUGUCGGAAAAUGCGCUGAAGCUGGCACAGCCUGAGGCCGUCUUCGACAUUGUAAAGGACAUACACGAGCUUGCAAGCCAACGUGGGCCGCUAGCCAGCAUUCCUUACGAGCUAACGUCGUCAUUUUCCAGCCUAAUAUAAGUACGGCAUCCACGUUUUUCGAUGCGAUUCAAGUUUACGCACCUAUAAUCCCCCGUGUACAGAUGUAAUAGAUGUGUAGUUUCCAUUCUUUUUGCCUGGGAGGCCAUUCAUGACAUAAAGUGAGUAGAACAGAGUAACUGCUCUAAAAGCUCUAGAUCAGCUUGCAUGUUAUUGGUGGUUUACUGAGGUUUUUCAGAAAGAAUCAUUGAUUGGGAUAGGAUCGUGAAAAGAUGAUGUCGAAACUCCUGUUGUGAUUCUUUUUGCUUUGCUUAUAAUGAAAUCUUUCCACUAUCUGGAUUGCCAAA
Molecule: messenger RNA, 2066 nt
Organism: Syzygium oleosum
Lineage: Eukaryota; Viridiplantae; Streptophyta; Magnoliopsida; Myrtales; Myrtaceae
Product: monogalactosyldiacylglycerol synthase 2, chloroplastic
Exons: 8
Coding region: 352-1761 (469 amino acids)
Biological process (GO): glycolipid biosynthetic process
Molecular function (GO): hexosyltransferase activity
Source: RefSeq, a predicted model, not a curated record